Molecule: messenger RNA, 966 nt
Organism: Musca domestica (house fly)
Lineage: Eukaryota; Metazoa; Arthropoda; Insecta; Diptera; Muscidae
Exons: 1
Coding region: 1-966 (321 amino acids)
Source: RefSeq, a predicted model, not a curated record
AUGCUAUCAGUAAUAUUAGCCUUGCUUCUAAUGCCUGUGGUCCUAUGCGACAUGCUGAAAAUAACGCAAUUUCACAAUGAUCCGGGAUUACAUUUUGAAGGCUUGGGAACAGUGAAACUUAACACGGCAGAAUGGAAAAUGUUGGUGUAUUACGAUUUAACGCCUUUUGCAUCAGAAAUAAAGUCGCUUUCAACCGGUUUACAAUCGCUUCAACAGAUGUGUCCUGUAAUUCAACAACACAAGAUGUGUGACAUGUUCGUGAGCAAUCUCAAACACAUUAAAAAUGAACUACUACAGGAAAAGGAGUUAUUUACCAACAGACGGUUUAAAAGAUCUCCAUUCAAUAUAGUCGGCAAUAUUGCGCGUUCACUUUUUGGUGUCCUUGAUGCUGAUUAUGCGGAAGAAAUGUCUAAAACCAUUAGCAAGGCAAGAAUCGAGCACGAGCACAUGACAAGUCUGUUGAAAGCCCAAACUUCAAUAGUUGACUCUACCAUUAAUGUCAUAAAACAGGAUGAGAUCGGCAAUCAACAAAAGAUACAAGAGAUCUCAGAAAUGGUUGAGAAAAUAAAUAAUGAUGUGGCUAAAGAGUCUUCCCAGUUAAAAAACUCGCAGCUUGUCGGACUCUUGUCAACGUACCUGGUAUUCUCCGCAAUGAACCUGCAGAGAGUAGAGUCGGAAAUCAUUAGUGUACUUACCGAUAUACAUAAUGGCAAAAUAAGUCCACUUUUACUGUCUCCUCAUCAAUUGAGAGAAGAAAUUAACAUAAUCAAGGCUAAUCUUCUAAUUUCGCAUGCUUUACCAACGGACGAUGAGAACUUGAUUGAGCUCUAUAAACUUAUGAGCGUCAAGGGUGCAGUGACAAAGCAUGAAGUCAUCUUCGAGGUCAAGAUACCCUUAGUCAAUCAACAGUUUUUUGAAUUAUUCAAGGUAGUACCCGUUCCAACAAUAAGGAAUGGCACCCAUUAA